Molecule: messenger RNA, 1128 nt
Organism: Phaedon cochleariae (mustard beetle)
Lineage: Eukaryota; Metazoa; Arthropoda; Insecta; Coleoptera; Chrysomelidae
Source: the annotation of a GenBank genome assembly
AUGUCUGACGAUAAUGUGGAAGAACCUAAUCUAGAAAAUGCUGAGGAAGGCGACCAGGUUGUCACCUUUACAUUGAAUGAUGUUUUGGAAUUCGAAAACGAACUGAUUGAGAAUACGGCUGCUGUUCUUGGUGCUGCUAAUGAUAAGAAUUGCUCAUAUGUCGAGGGAUACCUGAAACGGCAAGCUUUGUAUUCUUGCCUGACUUGCAUACCUGAGGCAAAAGAUGACCCUGAAAAGGCUGCUGGAGUUUGUCUAGCAUGCAGCUACCAUUGCCAUGAUGGUCAUGACUUGGUGGAGUUAUAUACCAAGAGAAACUUCCGCUGUGAUUGUGGAAAUGGCAAAUUUCCAAAUACUGAAUGUAACCUGCUCCAAGAGAAGAGUGCAGUCAAUGAUCUGAAUUCCUACAACCAGAAUUUCUCUGGCAUGUAUUGUGUUUGCCACAGGCCUUUUCCAGAUGCUGAAGAUCCAGUUCCAGAUGAGAUGAUUCAGUGCAUCAUUUGUGAGGACUGGUAUCACACUAGACAUUUGGGCACUGAAGUACCCUCAAAUAAUUUUGCUGAAAUGAUCUGUGAAGCUUGUGUGACUAAACAUGAGUUUCUGCUUCAUUAUGAUGCUCAUUGUCUGAAUAGGGUUGUCAGGACCAAUGAAGAGAAUGAUGUGAAUGUAACAGGUACUCCUAAUUCCAUUUCAUCAGAAGCAGAAAAUGUUGACAGUUACUGCAAAAAACCCUCAUACAAGUCACCAAAGAUUAGUGCCAAGUUCUGGACAGAGGUGAGCUGGCGCAAAGAGUUAUGCACCUGCGACGACUGCCUCAAGAUGUACGAGAACGAGGAUGUAGCCUUUUUAUUAGACUCCGAAGACCCCGUGCACCUGUACGCCGAGAAGGGCAAAGCCAAGGUGCAAGAGGUGGUGGAGACCCACAACAGGGAGUUCAUGCAGUCCAUGAACCGAGUGCAGCUGGUGGACUGCAUCGCAGGCUACAAUGACUUGAAGGAACGCCUGGGCGAGUACUUGAAGAAGUUCGCUGAGAACAAGAAGAUUGUUAGGGAGGAGGAUAUCAAGGAGUUUUUCGAGGGGAUGGAGGCUAGGAAGAAGCAGAGGGUGGAAGUGCCGAAUUUCUGCCGCUGA